Messenger RNA from Pseudoliparis swirei, 1895 nucleotides. RefSeq names its product cryptochrome DASH (gene cry-dash). Gene Ontology annotation, molecular function: deoxyribodipyrimidine photo-lyase activity; FAD binding; damaged DNA binding. The record is from RefSeq and is a predicted model, not a curated record. NCBI's taxonomy places the organism in Eukaryota, Metazoa, Chordata, Actinopteri, Perciformes, Liparidae. Gene Ontology annotation, biological process: photoreactive repair.
AUGUCAAUCAUAUGUUUCCUGAGAAACGACUUGCGACUCCACGACGAGCUUUUCCACUGGGCUCAGAGAAAUGCCGAGUGCAUUGUCCCACUGUACUGCUUCGACCCCAGACAUUAUGAGGGGACAUACAACUACAACCUACCAAAGACUGGGCCUUUCCGUCUGCGCUUCUUAUUGGAGAGUAUCAAGGACCUCAGAAGCACACUGCUCAACAAGGGAAGCAACCUCGUGGUCAGACGAGGUAAGCCGGAGGAGGUAGUUGCAGAACUCAUCAAGCAGCUGGGAUCUGUCAGCACAGUGGCGUUCCACGAAGAGGUGGCCUCGGAAGAACUGAAUGUCGAGAAGCGAGUGAAGGAUGUCUGUGCACAGAUGAAGGUCAAAGUUCACACCUGCUGGGGAUCGACGCUGUACCACAGAGAUGAUCUUCCAUUUCCCCACAUAUCCAGGCUGCCUGAUGUGUACACUCAGUUCAGGAAGGCAGCGGAGACCCAGAGCAGGGUGAGGCCUCUCCCCCAGGGGUUGGAGGAAGGAGCCAUUCCUACAGCCGAGGACCUGGAACAGAUAGUGGAUAGCCUCUGCAGUGGUGGUGAAAGUCCAGCUCUGGCCAGACUCAAACACUAUUUCUGGGACACUGAUGCGGUUGCGACCUACAAGGAGACACGUAAUGGCUUGAUUGGGACAGAUUAUUCCACUAAAUGUGCACCCUGGCUGGCGAUGGGUUAUUCACCCAGGUAUAUUUAUCAUCAGCUCCAGCAGUACGAAAAGGAGCGAACAGCCAAUCAGAGCACAUACUGGUGAGUCUUUUAUUUAUGUCUUGGGGAUUACUUUAAGUUUGUAGGCGUCAAGUAUGGAAACAAACUGUUUCAGAUUAAAGGACUCCAAGAUAAAUCUGUUCCAUGGAAAAAGGACACGACUGCUUGGAAAGAAGGACGAACAGGAGUGCCUUUCGUGGACGCCAACAUGAGAGAGCUGGCGAUGACGGGCUUUAUGUCCAACAGGGGGCGGCAGAAUGUUGCUAGCUUCCUCACAAAAGACUUGGGCCUGGACUGGAGGAUGGGAGCGGAGCUGUUUGAAUACCUUCUGAUCGACCACGAUGUCUGCAGCAACUACGGCAACUGGCUGUACAGCGCUGGCAUCGGGAAUGACCCCAGAGAGAACAGGAAGUUCAACAUGAUAAAGCAAGGCCUCGACUACGACAACAACGGCGACUUUGUGCGGCAGUGGGUUCCCGAGCUGCAAGGGAUCAAGGGAGGCGACGUGCACGCGCCCUGGACCCUCAGCACCGCUUCGCUGUCGCAUGCUCAUGUGUCCCUUGGGGAGACCUAUCCCACCCCCAUCGGCAUGGCGCCUGAAUGGAGCCGUCACGUUAACAAGAAGCCGAGUGGCACCGGGCCUUCACCAAGAGGAAAGAAGGGCCCAUCUCACACUCCCAAACAGCAUCAAGACCGAGGCAUUGAUUUCUAUUUCUCCAGAAGCAAAAACCUUUAAACCUGUCUGAAAGCAAACACUGAACACGUGGACGGAUGCUCAGAGGAUCGAACCGCCAGUGACGCCAAAUGUGACUUUUACUGUAAAAUCGGUGUUGCGAACUGCCGUGUUGUUCGAGGGAAGUUGUCUGAUGAGUUAAAGAGGAAAUGCUUGUUCUGCUCCAACACUUGAACAUGUCUGAGCUGUUUGACAUCAGAUAAAUAGCUCCAAUAAAGCACCUUCUAUGGAAUUGUUUCCAGUUAGAUUGUAGAAACUCUUAAAGCCACAAUGGGCUCUUUUAGUCGUGCUGAUGUUUUUGUGCAGAUAAUUUGUUUUUAUGCCUGUUUGGAUGUACAGUUUCCCCCUUUUUGUAUUCGUGUUCAGGGGUAUGUGUUGCAGUUAUAAAAUAAAAUAGCUACAUUAAGAGA